Messenger RNA from Penicillium argentinense, 738 nucleotides. RefSeq names its product phytanoyl-CoA dioxygenase family protein. The record is from RefSeq and is a predicted model, not a curated record. Lineage: Eukaryota; Fungi; Ascomycota; Eurotiomycetes; Eurotiales; Aspergillaceae. The transcript is spliced from 4 exons. The coding region runs from base 1 to 738 and encodes 245 amino acids.
AUGAGCCCUCUCGCUCCAGAACAGGUGGUCUCCUACCACAAGAAUGGCUACCUGCUCCUCCGCGCCCCCGAGCACCAGCUGGUCGACCCGGCCGAUCUCAAAAAGUGGACCGGGGAGAUCCAGGCCUGGCCCCGGGUCAAAGGUAAAUGGAUGCCUUAUGACGAGAUCAAUAUGAACGGCGAGCGCCAACUGAUGCGCACGGAGCGAUUUAUCGACUUUAAUCCUCAAUACAAGGACCUUGUGUGUGGCAAGAAGCUCGGUCAGAUUCUGAAGGCUGUCUCUGAUAUGCUUCUUUUCAAAUACAAAAUCAAUUACAGGCAGCCUCACGGCAACGGUUUCAAAGCCCACCUCGAUGCCCCUGCAUAUGACCAUAUCGGCCGUAUUGAGCAUGUCACUGCGAACCUCGCAAUUGACGCUGCCACCAUCGAGAGUGGAUGCUUCUUGGUGGUCCCCGGAUCCUACAAGAUGGUUGCAGAGUUUGUCCAAGGUGGUUCAAACCACCCCGGAACCGAUCAUUCGAGAUUGGGACUUUAUGCCACCUUCCACUCGAAAAACGAUGGGUUGGACUUGAGGGAAAGGUACUACAAACAUCGGACGGAGAUGUUUCCUCCUGAGCAUGAACGAGAGGAGGGUAAAGAUUACUCACAAGGCUACAAGACUUACGGAUUCGCAGCACCUUUUACCAGCAUUGACCAGGCCAAGGUGGUUCCUCCUCAAGAUGUGACUGGACAAUCUUGA